This is a messenger RNA of Rhododendron vialii, 465 nucleotides long. RefSeq names its product formin-like protein 3. Bases 1 to 465 code for a protein of 154 amino acids. Lineage: Eukaryota; Viridiplantae; Streptophyta; Magnoliopsida; Ericales; Ericaceae. The transcript has 2 exons. The record is from RefSeq and is a predicted model, not a curated record.
AUGGAGCACGGCGUGGAGAUCUGCAGCGGUGUCACGGGGGCGUCUACAGGUACGACUUCUUCCAUAGCAGCGCCACAAGCAGAGGAAACAUCCGGUAUUUCGACUGAAGAAGAGGACCUUCUGGAACGACAUCAAAGGAAAUCCCCAGCCACCUACCAACCCUCACCACCUCCUCCACCAUCAUCAAUGGAGAAUUCUGUCUCCCUUAACAAACCUUUUCCGCCACCACCCCCUACGUCACUCACCCCUCACCCACUCACUUCUUUGCCAACCACCUCCACUCUGCAUUCUAUUCAAACCCCACUUUCCUCACCCACCCCUCCUGUUCCCGCCACCCAAACCCCAUCACAACCCCCCUUAUCUUUCAAAGAUACCCUGAAUGGUGUUGGUUCUUCUCAACCCAACCUAUCUAUGGACCAUAGUUUUAAAUCGUGGCGCAAUUCGUGGGCAAAGGCAAAGGCCUAG